AUGGAUUUUGUGACUGGAAAAAUUUGUGAGCAAUUGGCUCAAUGUAUGGAUAGUCAGUUAAUCACCAAUGCAGCAGCCGAUCUUGUAGCUCUACUGGUGACGCAAUUUCCAUCAUCGGCUGACCUUGCUUCUCUAUUUUUGAAUGGACUUAUGCAUCACGUAAAAUGUAUCCGCUGGAAUAUCUAUCGAUGGUUCGGUCGCAUCAAUGUCUCCAAAAGUAGUUGUCAGUUCUUCAAAAACCUGCGCGACUCGCUACGUACACAGUUUCUAAAUGCUGAUGAUGAUGUAUCGUGGCCACCUUAUAUGUGGGAAUUCGAGGACUUCUCCUGCAUUGAUCCCCUUUGGAAUUGUGAUGAGUCAGAGGAAGUGACGUGGAAGGUAGACAGAGCGUUGGAAGCAUAUCUGAAGGUGUCAAAUGAUCUCCAGCAGCGAUUCCAUGAAGAGCUAGAUGUAGACGAUGCGGUUUAUAACUCAGUCAGUGUCAUCCAAGCUGGUUUAAAAUGGCACCUUCCUGAUAUUCGCCUUGAGGCCUUCCGCAUAUGGUUCAGUUGUAUCAAAAGCUCAUCGGAGCAGGACAGAUAUAAUCAUGACCUGGAAGAUUUUAUAUUGAGAAACGGCCUAAGUUCCUUAUCAAGUCUACGCAAAGCGGUGGCAACAGCUGCAGUAUCCUGCAAAAUGAGCGAUGAAGGCAGGUCAGAGUGGAUGGGACUACUUGACAUUUUGAAGCAGCAAGCUGAAGUUGAUGAGCAACAGCGGGGAGCCAGCUAUCUUCCUGAUGACGUAAAUAUACAAGAACUGUUACCGCUUCCACGCCCGGAGCAAGCCAAAGAGCGCCUAGAAGAAUUUCUGCAGUUAUCUGGAUCCAAAGAUCCAAAAUCGUGUCCAAGUUUUCCAGAUUUGUAUGCAAAUUUGGCUAAAGCCGGUCACGAUCAGAGGGUUUUCGCUAGGCACGUAAUUGAUCUCAUCAACCUUAUAAGAUCUCACGAAGAUGUGAAUACCGCUGUUGCCGCCAUCUCCGGAGCUGUGACCAGAUGCCGUUUGAAGGUAGUGGUAGAUCAUGGAUGCACGGCUAUCGAAGAGCUUCUUUCGCAUGAACAUCCGGAAAAACAUUUCUUCUAUCUUGUGGAAUACACUUAUUGUUGGGCUAUGAACCAGCUGAUUGACAAAAACGCUCAGUGUCGUACUUUAGCACUGUCUCGCAUUUUAUGGUCCACUUGCGAGAAGUCUAGGGAUCUCAUGAAGAUUUUCUUUGAGGUUAGUCAGGAAGUUUUGAUAACAUAA
This is a messenger RNA of Cylicostephanus goldi, 1281 nucleotides long. Lineage: Eukaryota; Metazoa; Nematoda; Chromadorea; Rhabditida; Strongylidae. The record is from the annotation of a GenBank genome assembly.